This is a messenger RNA of Aspergillus sclerotioniger CBS 115572, 1422 nucleotides long. Its product is annotated as glycerol uptake facilitator. The record is from RefSeq and is a predicted model, not a curated record. The transcript is spliced from 2 exons. Gene Ontology annotation, biological process: water transport; glycerol transmembrane transport. The coding region runs from base 94 to 951 and encodes 285 amino acids. NCBI's taxonomy places the organism in Eukaryota, Fungi, Ascomycota, Eurotiomycetes, Eurotiales, Aspergillaceae. Gene Ontology annotation, cellular component: plasma membrane. Gene Ontology annotation, molecular function: water channel activity; glycerol channel activity.
CGUCAACAAACCUCCAAAACAGACCACUGCUACCACGGUACCUCUGUCAUUGUCCCUAAUUGACAUAUCCAGAGGGCGAUAAACCGAGCAACCAUGUUUCUCAACACUGGCCUCUCGCGGAGGGCCCUCAAGCCCUACGUCGCCGAGUUCCUUGGCACGGCUCUCCUGAUCGUCGUCGGCGAUGGUGUCGUCGCUCAAUGCCUCCUAUCCGACUACCAAUAUGGCACCUGGCUAUCGAUCAACAUUGCUUGGGCUGCAGCUGUCUGCCUCUCAGGUUAUCUUUCUGACCCCAGUCCCUCCAUCAACCCUGCGGCGACCAUUUGCAUGGCCCUCGUCCGUCCUACCCCUGGCCAAUGGCGCAAACUCCCCGGCAAACUCUUCGCCCAGUUCCUCGGUGGUUUUGUCGGCGCUACCAUCGUAUAUAUCAACUACCGCUCUGCCAUUAAAGACUGGGAUCCGGAGUUUACCAUUCCUGGUGGCUCGAUCCUGAGUCCCCGUGGACACCAUUCUGCCGGUAUCUUCUCGACUUACCCUGCUGCAUUCUUUGAGUCAAAUUGGGAGGCCGCGUUUUCGGAACUGCUUGGCUCGGCAGUGCUUAUGUUUGGAUGUCUGAGUAUCUCGGAUCCGGCCAAUGCGACGAGGUUUCAUUCGCCUCAGGUGACGGUGUUUUUCCUCCUCCUUGCUAUUGGAGCUGCUCUGGGCUGGCAGACUGGUUAUGCUAUCAACCCCGCAAGAGACUUUGGCCCGAGACUGUUCUCCGCUUUCAUCUAUGGCAGGGAGGUAUUCACCGCCGCGAACUACUACUUCGUGGUGCCGAUUUUCGCUCCGAUUGUUGGUUGCAUACUGGGGGCUACUGUUUACGAUUCGCUCCUCUAUGAGGGAGAAGGCUCUCGCAUCACCGACGCUUUUGACAGAGCCGAGGAUCGCGAUGGCGCUCUUCGACUGCAUUAACGAAUUUUCCACCGAGUGAAGGAUCCUGAUUACCGCUGGCCUCCAAGAGGACUAUGGAUAUUUGUACGAUGAGAUGCGGAGACUUUAUGUGGACAUGUAUAGAUGGGGUGUUGGGACGAUUAUGAGUAUGAUGUGAGAGAUGUAUGAUGAUAGAGUGUAUAUGUUUCUAGACUGAGAUUGCGUGCUUUCUGUUAUUAUGUUAUCCUGGGAUACACGUUGAGGGCGCCGACAGGGUGAGCUGCGGAAUGCAACUUGCUGCCCGCUCGUUAUCGGUCACUUCAAGGACCGCAUGCACACUGACAUGGAACCAUGUCAUUGGAUAAACAGCCGGGUUGGCUGCAUUCUUAGGCAUUUUACCUCGAAGCUUUCUCACGAGAACUGAGCGAUCAAUUGUAUGCCGGUUGAUAAUCUGCGAACAUUGUGAGGUACUAUUGAAGACAUGGGCGUGAUGCGCCCACCUUGGAAUUUCCC